AUGAAUGCCGCGGAAACCCCUUAUUUUGGCGCACAAACACACGAUGACACACCCGAUGUUAACCAGAACCAGAUUGUGUUGGGUGACGUCGUCGUCGGUGUGCCUCGAGGAAAUGAAGGUGGUGUAGUACACUUCGAGCGCGGUGCCUGGGAGAGUAAGGGCAAGUUGAACCCCAGCGGUCAUACAUGUCCGCCAUCCCGCGCCUUGCUCACCGCGGUGCAAAAUGCUCAGGGUAGCCGUCCGGUGAGGGGUCAUAAGUCAGGCAUCAUCGCCUCCUCCAACGCACUUGUCAUAUCAAGCGAGAAGCGGAACCAGCUUUAUAAGGACCACGAGGCCAUUUGCUUCGAAAUGGAGUCGGCUGGCGUCCUAUUCGCAGUCGUCUCCGCCAUCGAGGGCGACCGGGAGACGGGUAAGACCAUGACAAUCACGGUUCCCAAGACCUCUGCCCUCCUUAGCGACGCCCAGCUCGGCGACUCCAUCGCCACCAACGGUGUCUGCCUGACAAUCACUUCGCUUACGCAAUCAACCCCUGCCUUCACGGUCGGUGUUGCGCCCGAGACCCUGCGCGUGUCGAAUCUCGACAGCCUGACGUCGGGAAGCCGCGUCAACCUCGAGCGCGCCGUGCGCGCGGACACCCGGAUGGGUGGUCACUUUGUGCAGGGCCACGUGGAUAUGGUCGCCCAGAUCGCCGACGUCAGAGCAGACGGCAGCGCGAGAACGAUACGCUUCAAGCCCGAGGACGACAAGUGGCUCAGGUACAUUGUGCACAAAGGUUUCAUCGCCCUCGACGGAACAAGCCUCACAAUCACCCAGGUGAACGAUGAAGAGGGCUGGUGGGAGAUUAUGCUCAUCGAGUACACCCAGGAGCGGGUUGUCCUUGCUCAAAAGGGUGUCGGUGAAACUGUCAACGUCGAGGUCGACAUGAUGGCCAAGUACGCCGAGAAGGCGAUGGCUGCUCACCUCACCGAAGGUAGCCAAAGCGCGAGUGUGCCUCUGUUAGAGAAGCUUGUACGCAGGAUUGUCGACGAAAAACUUCAGAGCCGAGCGUAG
Messenger RNA from Parascedosporium putredinis, 1050 nucleotides. Lineage: Eukaryota; Fungi; Ascomycota; Sordariomycetes; Microascales; Microascaceae. The record is from the annotation of a GenBank genome assembly.